Molecule: messenger RNA, 2381 nt
Organism: Punica granatum (pomegranate)
Lineage: Eukaryota; Viridiplantae; Streptophyta; Magnoliopsida; Myrtales; Lythraceae
Source: RefSeq, a predicted model, not a curated record
UCUCAUUUUCUAAAACCCUAGAAAACCCUCUCAGUCCCCGCCUGACCUCUCUAGAGCCACCGCAACUCCUCCACCACCGGCGGCAAACUAUCAAGCUUUAGCAAUGUCGGAGCUCGAGAUAUCCCGGUCGGAGAAGAAGAAGAAGAAGAAGCAGCGGUCCGGUGAUGAAGCUCAGACCGGCGAGCCCGACUCGGCUCAGAAGGACGCGGACUUCAUGAUCAAGCCCCAGAGCUUCACUCCCUCGAUUGACACUUCUCAGUGGCCUAUCCUGCUGAAGAACUACGACCGCCUCAACGUGCGGACCGGACACUACACCCCUCUCCCGUCCGGUUUUUCCCCACUGAAGCGGCCCCUCGCUGAGUACAUCAGGUAUGGUGUCCUCAACCUCGAUAAGCCCGCGAACCCCUCCUCUCACGAGGUGGUCGCCUGGAUCAAACGGAUCCUGCGGGUCGAGAAGACGGGCCACAGCGGGACCCUCGACCCCAAAGUGACCGGGAACCUCAUCGUCUGCAUAGACAGGGCCACCCGCCUCGUCAAGUCCCAGCAGGGCGCCGGGAAGGAGUACGUGUGCGUGGCCCGCCUUCACUCUGCUGUCCCCGACGUUGCCAAGGUUGCCCGCGCCCUCGAGACCCUCACUGGGGCUGUGUUUCAGAGGCCCCCUCUGAUUUCCGCCGUGAAGAGGCAGCUCAGGAUCAGGACUAUCUAUGAAAGUAAGCUCCUUGAGUAUGAUCCUGACAGGCAUUUGGUUGUGUUUUGGAUAUCGUGCGAGGCAGGGACUUAUGUGAGGACCAUGUGCGUCCAUUUGGGCCUGCUUCUCGGGGUUGGUGGGCAUAUGCAGGAGCUGAGACGGGUCCGGUCAGGCAUCCUUGGGGAGAGGGAUAACAUGGUGACAAUGCACGAUGUGAUGGACGCUCAGUGGGUGUAUGAUAAUUACCGGGAUGAAAGCUACCUGAGAAGAGUCAUUAUGCCGCUCGAGGUUCUCUUGACAAGCUACAAGAGGUUGGUUGUGAAGGACUCUGCUAUCAAUGCUAUAUGCUAUGGUGCUAAGCUGAUGAUUCCCGGGCUAUUAAGGUUUGAGAAUGAUAUUGAGGUCGGGGAGGAAGUUGUGCUGAUGACCACUAAAGGGGAAGCUAUUGCAUUGGGUAUUGCUGAGAUGACUACUGCUGUCAUGGCAACUUGUGACCACGGCGUGGUGGCGAAGAUCAAGAGGGUGGUUAUGGAUCGGGACACUUACCCUAGGAAGUGGGGUUUGGGUCCGCGAGCCUCAAUGAAGAAGAAGCUAAUUGGGGAAGGGAAGUUGGACAAGCACGGGAAACCCAAUGAGAAGACUCCUCAGGAGUGGCUUCGGAAUGUGGUUCUUCCCACUGGUGGAGAUGCUGUCGUUGCCAAUCUUGCUGCUGUAGCUGCGUCUGAACCUGCUAAGGUCGAUAAUGGGACUUCCGUUGUGGAGGAGGAGAAGAAGAAGAGGAAACUUGAUACGGUUGAUGGCGAUGAUCUGGUUCCUGCUAAGAAGUCCAAAGUAGGAGAAGAGGUUGAGGAAAUUGAGAAGGAAGAGAAAAUGAAGGUCAAGAAGGUCAGCGACGAGACUGUGGAGGUGGAGGUUGAGAAGAAGGAGAAGAAGAAAAAGAAGAAGAAUGAUAAGGAGACUGGUGAGGUGCUGGCAUCCGAUGAGAAGACAGAGAAAGAAAAGAAAAAGCACCACAAGUCGAAGGAUGAGGCUGGGACUCCCGACACGGAUAAGUCAGAAAAGAAGAAGAAGAAGAAGAAGCAUAAAGAUGACGAAGCUGCCGAGGAGGAUACCGCAGAGAAAAAGAAGAAAAAGGAAAAGAAGAAGAAGAAAGAAGCUGAAGAAGAAUAACCAUGAGCAGCAGACUUUCUUCAUUCAUUACAUUUUCUGUUUUGAUCCUUCUAGUUAUAAUCAUCGUAUUCUCCAAUUUAUGUUUUCUCCCCCUCAUAAGAUUCUCGCAGUUCUAUGCUUGUUUUGUAAGUUAUCUUAUUUCUCACCGGUAUGCUCAUGGCAACUGCAUUUUGCAUGUUAUGGAUGGGCAUGAUGAUGUCGCUGUGGAUCGAUGCUAAUAGGAAUCGGUUCAAAUGGCAUUCAGAAACAAUCAGAGUUCAGGUCUUUUGCUAGCACUGCUCAGGUCAAUAUCCUCGGAGUUGAUUCUGGUUAAAGGGAGAAGGCUUGACUGCUUGGUGUUGAUGAAUCAUUUAUUUUCUUGAACAUCUGCAUAUGUCGCAGGUCAGUGAGCUCUUUGUGGUUGUAAUGAUUCGACCAGUUACAUGCAUUGCUCUGUUUCGGAGGGGUAUGCAGUUUCAGAGUGCAACUCCUUCAGAGUCGUGCGAUCCGAUAAUGCUACUUUUCUUUCCUAUGCUGGUUUUCA